CUGAUGCAGGAAUCUAUAAUGUCCAAACAUUUACCUAAGACAGAUCGGAGAAGGAACUCAGCUCCUCCACAUUCUUCUGUCAACGGACUGCGUGGCUGACUAAUUAGAUUGUGAAUCUCAGAUAACUUAUUCGACCCAAGAUCAAUUCAGUACCCAAAUAUGGAAGGUGGAAGGAGAUCUUCUGCGGACCACACCAUUUUUUCCGCUCAUCAACUUCAAGGGGAUAAUUUUACACCAUUUCAAUCUCAUAAGGUUUUCAAGAUUCCGAGUAUAUACUUUGGGUUUGAUCAAGCUCUCUACUACUUUCUUUCAUGGCUUCUUUUCAUAAAGGAGCUGCAGGUGACUCAAUGGGAAGCAGUAAAAUGAGUUUUGAUCAAAGAAGACAACUUGUCUUGAAGCUGUCGAAAGAAUCCGAGAGAGAAUUUAAAGAAGUCUUGAAGGACUGGAGCUGCAACGAGAUUCGAGAGCUCUUACGUGCAGAAUCAAAGAAAGAUAUAAAGUACACCGGUUUGACGAAAGAUGAGAUCAUCACAAGGCUUUUCAACAUUGUAUCAAAGAAAAACACUAGAGAUCAUGAGGUAGAAGAGAUAAUUCCAUCACCAAAAAGACAGAAAAGAGAUCUUGUGACUCCAUUAGCUAAAGCUAAAGGCAAGGGUAAAAUGUAUUGUCAGAACUUGGCUUGCCAGAAUAAACUAAGAGAGGAAGCCACUUUUUGCAAAAGGUGCUCUUGUUGUAUCUGCUUUAAGUAUGAUGACAAUAAAGAUCCUAGUCUCUGGUUAACCUGCAAUUCAGAUUCUCAAUUCGACGGUGAAUCUUGUGGAUUAUCUUGCCAUUUAAACUGCGCUUUCGACAGUGAGAAAUCGGGUCUGAAAGAGGAUACGCCGAGUAGUGAUAUUGAUGGAUGCUUCAACUGUGUUUCCUGUGGGAAAACAAAUAGCAAAAUAGAAUGUUUGAAGAAGCAACUGAUCAUUGCAAAUGAAGAAAGAAGAGUAGGCGUGUUUUGUUACCGCAUUCUCUUGGCUCAUAAGCUUCUCAAGGGCACAAAGAAGUACAUAAUAGUAUCUGAAGAGGUGGAGAAAGCUGUGAUGCAUCUGAAAAAUGAAUUUGGUGUUCCCAUUUCUUGUCUUCCAUCGAAGAUGAGUAGAGGGCUCGUUAACAGACUUUGCUGCGCUGAGAAAGUCAAGAAACAUUGCUCUUCUGCUUUGAAAGAGCUUGAUGGUCUUCCACUGCCUUCUACUAUCCAAGGAUCAAUGAAGAUCAGAAUUGAGUCUGUACUUGCAACUUCUGUGACUUUCGAUAUUGAAGCCGAAGAAUCUUUCUCAUGGGGAGAUACCAAUCAUUACCGCAUGGUGUAUCGUAAGGUCUCAGAGAAACAUUCCUCAAAGGAUUUGACUCGUGAGUUGUUCAGUACAUCAAGUCACCAAAGGUUUACAGUCAUGGAACUUACUCCAGCUACAGAGUAUUGGUUCAAAAUAGUUUCCUUUAGCGGCGUCGAAGAAUUGAGCGUAGAUGAAUUCAUAGUCUCUACAAAAACCCUCCAAGACGAAGAAGUGGCAGCAGUUUUAUUGAAUAUGUCAAACUGCAACAAUGCCAACAAAAUGGAGAAAUCAGGAAGCUGCAGUUUUGGGUUUGAGGAAUGUGUGAAUCUCAUUAGGCAGCUAGAGUGCUCAGGUCAGGUCAAGAGUGAUUUCAGAAAGAAGUUUCUGACGUGGUAUUGCUUAAAGGCAACGGAUAAGGAGAAACAUGUUGUAGAGAUCUUUGUGGAUACUUUCAAAGACGAUAAAGAAGCUUUGGCUAAGCAGCUCAUUGAUACAUUCUCUGAUUGCAUAACAAGGAAGCAUCCUGAGAUUGGUGGUGGCAGUGAGUCUGCUGGAGUGUCUUUGAUUCUGCUGCAGGAUUGAUUAGAGGAGAUCUGAUGAGAAGCAUUGACUCAAGUUUUAAGUCUUUUUUUCGUUCUUUCAAAACUCUCUUUUGGACCAUUUAGAAAGGAUUCAACUUUGUUUUUCUUCUUCAGUUGGGAUUUUUUAGCAUUAUUGAGAAACCUCAGAGUUUGAUGAUUUGUUUUGUUUUUUGGAUAUUUAUGAGUUAGUAACUUUUCUUGAAGCACA
Molecule: messenger RNA, 2108 nt
Organism: Arabidopsis thaliana (thale cress)
Lineage: Eukaryota; Viridiplantae; Streptophyta; Magnoliopsida; Brassicales; Brassicaceae
Gene: VEL2
Product: vernalization5/VIN3-like protein
Exons: 8
Coding region: 312-1901 (529 amino acids)
Biological process (GO): epigenetic regulation of gene expression; vernalization response
Cellular component (GO): nucleus
Source: RefSeq, marked reviewed